Messenger RNA from Drosophila miranda, 1075 nucleotides. RefSeq lists its product as uncharacterized. The coding region runs from base 555 to 1055 and encodes 166 amino acids. The transcript is spliced from 3 exons. Lineage: Eukaryota; Metazoa; Arthropoda; Insecta; Diptera; Drosophilidae. The record is from RefSeq and is a predicted model, not a curated record.
GUUGGCGAAUCCGUACUCUUAUUUUCUAAUUUCCACUGCAGGUUCUUAAAGGAAGCACACAGAAAACUAGAAAAACAUCUCCAAUUACUACUGUUACGGCCUAUUGUAAAGGUAUCUGAUCCAGUAAACAUCCGUACUCUUAUUUUCUAAUUUCCACUGCAGGUUCUUAAAGGAAGCACACAGAAAACUAGAAAAACAUCUCCAAUUACUACUGUUACGGCCUAUUGUAAAGGUAUCUGAUCCAGUAAACAUCCGUACUCUUAUUUUCUAAUUUCCACUGCAGGUUCUUAAAGGAAGCACACAGAAAACUAGAAAAACAUCUCCAAUUACUACUGUUACGGCCUAUUGUAAAGGUAUCUGAUCCAGUAAACAUCCGUACUCUUAUUUUCUAAUUUCCACUGCAGGUUCUUAAAGGAAGCACACAGAAAACUAGAAAAACAUCUCCAAUUACUACUGUUACGGCCUAUUGUAAAGGUAUCUGAUCCAGUAAACAUCCAUGCAAAAUGUAAACAGUUUGUAAUUAAAGGACUGCAUUAAGCAUACGCUCGUGGCGUAUGUGCUAUGUUUCAACCGAAAGAAAAUUACAAUUCAAUGAUUUGGAGUUCUUAAAGGAAGCACACAGAAAACUAGAAAAACAUCUCCAAUUACUACUGUUACGGCCUAUUGUAAAGGAAGCACACAGAAAACUAGAAAAACAUCUCCAAUUACUACUGUUACGGCCUAUUGUAAAGGUAUCUGAUCCAGUAAACAUCCGUACUCUUAGCACCAGCACCAGGAACAGCCAGAGGGAGUACAACAUCCGCUGCCUACUGGUCGAAGGCAGCUGGAACGUCUCCAGUGGAUUUCCCAGCAGGGUGGUGAGCACGAGCAGUGACUGGACAGCAAUAUCGGCGCCAUUUCGGCGCCUACGCUUCAGCCAAAAAACAAACACAACGAGGCUGCAGCUUACGACCAGAGCCAGCCAGACAGUCGAGGAGAAUGGCACCAGCAGCUGUGCUACGGCCCCUAUCUGGGAUUUUAUGUUCACCACAAACACGAGAGAGCUCUGGUGGUAGGAUACGGUCGUAGUGAACUG